Aricia agestis (brown argus) is the source of this 4984-nucleotide messenger RNA. RefSeq names its product protein pygopus-like. The transcript is spliced from 3 exons. The record is from RefSeq and is a predicted model, not a curated record. Lineage: Eukaryota; Metazoa; Arthropoda; Insecta; Lepidoptera; Lycaenidae. The coding region runs from base 390 to 1859 and encodes 489 amino acids.
GUGGCGUGUGUUGUUUGGAAUAUCAUGAGUCGUAAAUAAAAAUGCAUUUACUGGACAACUAUUUCUUGAUAUAAGUGAAAAUUGUAUGUGUUAAAAUAGUUAUCGAUCAAAAAACCACAAGCGAAAAGCAAGAACUAAACGUGGGAAGUGGAUUUCCUAUCGUAUUUCGUCAUAUGUUGCACGCCUGCCUUGGGGUCUUUUUAUGAGGACAAAAAAUAAUCAGUUAUUCCAAUGCUAAAUUGAUAAUGCAAAAUAGACACAAGCAGUCUUCCGGCACGUUAUUGCGCUUUCUCGUGACAAUGCGGUGCCUUAGUCGUCAAUAUAUCUUCUAAAAUAAUUCUCGUAGUCUAAUACGAUGGUCGUCGAAGCUGUAUGAGAAAAAUAUAAAGAUGAGUCACAAUCUGGCGGGUAUGCCGACGUACAGGCUGCCUGGCCCCGGGCUGGGGCCGCCGGACUUCAAGCCGCCCAUGGAGACCCCCACGCCGCCGGCGCCGGCGCCGAGCAACCCCAAGAAGAGGAGAAAAACAUCCAACGCAAACAAUGCUCUGAGUAACCCGCAGCCUCCUCCCACUGCACAAGACUUACUGCCCCCACCGUUAACCGGGUAUGGGGAUACUAUUGUGGCUUCCAACCCUUUUGAUGAUUCACCGUCGACGGUCUCUCACAAUGGACCCAUGAUGAACCAAAACGGGCCCAUGAUGAGCCAAAAUGGACCCAUGGGAAUGAUGGGGCCGAUGCAUGGCAUGGGAGGGCCACCUAUGAGACACAUGAGCCCCUUGCCGCACAACAUGAGCCCCAUGAAUCAACCGAUGCCCCCGAGAGGAGGAAUAAGUCCCAUGGGUAAUAUGAGCCCAAUGGGUCAUAUGGGAGGAAUGUCGCCCAUGGGCGGUCCGAAUAUGGGCAUGAACAAUCACAGUAUGGGUCCAGGUAUGGGCCCCAAUUCCAGGUCUAUGGGUAGUCCAAUGAGCCCGAUGAAUGCGAUGCCGAUGGGCUCGCCGAUGUCUUCAGGGCCCAUGGGAAGUCCUAUGAACAUGGGAUCGAUGGCAGGAAACCAUAUGAGCAACAGUCCCAUGGGUCCACCCAUGCACAGUCCAUUAGGUGGAAGCUCGAUGAAUGGCCCUAUGAAUGGACCCAUGGGAGGAGGUGGUCCAGGAAUGAAUGUGCCCCGAAUGAAUGGCCCAAUGGGCCCCAGUUGUUCGAAUGGGUCAAUGGGCCCUAACAGCUCAAUAAUGUCACCCAGUCCUAUGCAAAGUGGGGGCAUGGGUCCGGGACACUGUGGACCCAUGAGGCACGGCAGUCCCAUGGGUUCGGGUAUGGGCAGCGGGCCAAUGGGAGGAAAUGGGCCUAUGACGUCGAUGGGCCCCGGGCCCCCGUACUCAGGAAAUCAUAUGGGUCACGGAGGACCAAUGGGGCCUAUGAGUGGUAGUGGCAACAUGGGAAUGGGUCCCGGCCCAGGAAAUAUGGGCAACUGUGGGCCAUUGGCAGGAAUGAGUGGUAUGGCAAUGGGAGGCCCUGGGGGCCAAGGUGUUGGCCCUAUGGGGCAAGGAAUGGGUAUGUUUGGACCCAAACCCAUGCCAGUUACAGCUGGGAAGGUGUAUCCGCCUGAUCAACCGAUGGUGUUCAAUCCACAAAACCCAAAUGCACCUCCCAUAUACCCCUGUGGGGUUUGCCACAAAGAGGUGCAUGACAAUGAUCAAGCGAUCUUGUGUGAGUCUGGAUGCAACUUCUGGUUCCAUAGGGGCUGCACGGGACUCACGGAGCCGGCUUUCCAGCUGCUGACGGCGGAGGUGUACGCCGAAUGGGUUUGUGAUAAGUGCCUACAUUCAAAGAACAUACCCCUCGUGAAGUUCAAACCAUAGCGAUGCGCCAACUCGGAGCUCCUGUCACCCAUAUGAACUGGGCUCAACUAUGUAUCACAUAAUCAUUUGUUUUAGUGUCAUGAGUUUGAUAUUUGACUGCUUAAUUUUACGAAGAUGGAUCUCAUUGAAAACAUUUAAAGGAAACGGUAUUUUUAAUUUGAUUAGGAAACUCGAGAUCAAACCAUGUUCUAAAAUCUUUGACUAGUCCUUAUUUAUUUGUGAGUGAAGGCGUGUGCCUCUAUCGAAACAAUGCUUCUUAUUGUAAGAUUUUCUCAAUUUUGGACUAUACCGCCGUACGAUCGUAUAGGAAAUUGUGUAGGCGUAUUUUUAAAGUGCUUUCGCAUAAUAUCUGCUAAAGCUAUUAUGUGGGAUAUCAUCACAUAGGAAUUUUUGUGCAUUUUAACUUUGAAAUCAAGCAAUAUAGGCCCCUAAAGUCUGGGCGAGAAGUAUGCUGUGUAUAUUGUAAAUAUACCUAGAGUAAUUUAUAGUCUUAAAUUUCCGCCUUAAAGUAAAUGUGGGCUAAGAAGCAGAUUUUAGAUGUUGCAUCUUGUUCUUAUAUUAAAAAUGGCAGGCACAUACUUUUUUUGUGGGAAUCGAAACUUCAUUUUAGAAGUCAACAUUUUAAUUACUAAUUCAUUAGUAAAGAACCAGUGAUCGCUAUACACAGUUAUUCUAUAUAAUUACUUAGGGAUACAUACACAGAUCUGUUUUAUAAUAUAUAAAAAUUAACUAAACAAUAAAAUGAUAGAUUUUUUUGUAAAUAACAAUACAGACAUAAGGUAAAACGAUAAUGAUUAUGUAAAAUAACUGUGAUAGUUCUAAAGGAAAAAUAUAAAGUUUAUUUUUCACAAAAAGUGUAAAAUGAAUAAUUACUAUAAGUCAUAUUGUAUUUUUUAUAUGACCUACAGAGCUAGAUUAAGGUAAGACCGCACUACGCGGCAGCGGUGCGACAUGACGCGACAUGUCAUACGCCACUGCAGUGCUGCGGCGCGUGGUUCCGCUGCCGCGUAGUGCGAAAAACUCGUACAAUUACAUACAAAGAAUGUUUGGCCGCGACGCGUCGCGUCGCAUCGCUGUGUAGUUACGCCUAGUGCGGUCUAGCCUUAAGCAAGCUUGCCUUUACCUCUAAUAUUGCAGCACAUAAUUAACAUAAGAGAUUUACUUUAACGGUAGCUUAAGUGGUGGUUGUGAUGUGUUUGAAGGCAAUCGAGAGCCGCGUGGCUCUAAAAAUGUACUUAUUAUUUGGUGCCCUAGAGUUUGCAUGUAACAUAGUAUGCGUUAUAUUUAAUACGUGUAAAUACGAUGAAUCCAUACGCUUUGUUAAAAAAUAAGAGUUAAGAUGUGUUUUUAAAUUUUUUAACUUUCGAAAGAAUUAAGUGUACAUAGAGUAGACUAUAAUGCACUGAGAUUAAAAUCUGCCACAAAGAAAAAAAACUAUUUAAGUUUAAUUCUCGAGAGGCGAAGAGCAAGAGAUAUAGAAAGGCUCAAUUCUUCCCGAGCGGUGACGCGAACAUCGAAUUCAUUGUGUUACGAAGCGCUGCAUAUUAUUGGCGCGACUUCGUCAAUCGUCGCAGCAAUCGCCUCUCAGUGUUAACUGACUGAACUUUGCCUGUUUAUUAUUGAAGGUUUAACAUAUUGCUAUGGCAAUACAGCCUAGUACUAGUAUGUUAUUCAAAGGAUUUACGUUUCAGUUUCUUACAAUGUGUUAACAGAAUAGACAAUGUAUAGAAAGAAACAUUUAAUUGAAAACUCAAAUUGGCACAACCUAAUUCCACAAUCAAAACUUUUAUGUUCUUCACACACAGUGCCAUCAGCUUAAAGAUGUACUUUUAUUUGUAAUAAUUUAAUAACAUUACUCUAAUACUUAUAUGUAAUUUUAUCGUAUGCUACUUUUCGGUUGUGAAAUAAAAAUUUAAAUGUAAAAUUUUGUAUGCUAACAUUUUUAAAUUAAAUAGAAUGUAGGAUUCCAAGAUCAAUUGAAAUGAGUAAUGACCUGUCUCACAUUGAAAAUUUUUGACGGAGCCGACUUUUGUUAUGAAUUUACAUUUUGUUGAUCAAUUACAAUUUACAGUAAGAGUUUUGCACAUGACGUUAUGACUGUUGCCCCUCUAUUAAUUAAAAAAAACUCCAUGCUGAUACAAAUGCAUGUGGCUAUCACUGUUUAUCAAGUUGCUUUUUUAACGUAACCCUCAAAUAUAGCAAUAUAUGUAUUAUAGUCUGGAGUAAAUAUUUUUAUUAAUAAGGGGUGGUGUUUUGGUAAUAUCACAGUGAAACAACUCUGCUUAGAGCAUCGACAUUAUACUUUGUGCUCAAUCUUCUUAUAAAAAUCAAAGUUUGAAUCUAGCUCUAUCGCUCUGUCUCUUUUAAUCAUCGCGUACGAAGAUUAUUGUUCUCUCUUUCUAUCGCGCAAUUGCGAAAACGAGACGGAAAAAUACUCCUGCACGAAAGAAAGAGGCGAGCAAUGGGAUGUGCUUAUAAUGUGUUGUGUAGUUGACUUACAAGAGGAUAUACAUUAUAAUGUUAUAAUAAUAUUAUGUAUUAAAUAUUAUAUUUUUACAGUAUGAAGAUGUUAAUUUAGUUUACCUGAGCCCACUUUCGCCAAUUAGUUUGAUUGUGUAUAAAUUAUCAUGUUUUCUGUUUCGCUCUAUGUAUGAAAGAGAGGUCAUGUUUUUAAACAAAUGAUUAGACAAUACCCAGACUGGCAAGUGGGUAAUGCAGCAUUGAGAGUAGGUAUAAAACACCAUGACAUUUUAUCGUAAUGUUUAGUGUAUUAACACAUAGUUAUGAACUAUAUUCAUAUGUUUGUAUUACCUAAUUUUAUGUAAGUACAUAUUAAUAUUGUCAUAUUGUCGAAUUGUUACAUGCUGAGGCCUAUGUGCGCUAGUCUGGGUUUUGCCGUGUAAUAAGGGCUAUCUCAAUUAUUAUGAAAGGUAUGGCAUUUUUACAAACGAAUAUUAGCUACUAAUCAGCGCAAUACUGAUUUCAUUUUUAUUAGUAAAAACUCUGCCUGGCGCGCGAGGUCCUCUCACUAUUUUACAGAAAUGUUUUUAAUGAUUUGGCUCGUACAUUUUUAUUUAAUUCCAAUUUAAAAUAAUACUAAAAUAUUUAUUAAUACAAUAAUUAAG